AUGUCGCGGCCUUUCCCUGCGGUGUCGGUGUUCCGCCCCAUAUGGCGGCGCAACUUUUCGGCCUCGACCUCCAAGAGAGCCAUUGACAAGCUAUGCGGCUCGGCGGAGCAAGCUGUCAAGAACAUGAAGGGGCCUGCGACCGUCCUGGUCGGUGGCUUUGGCUUUUCGGGUGUCCCGAACACCCUGAUCAAUGCUGUGCGCGACCGUCCCGACAUCAAGGACUUGACAGUUGUCUCGAACAAUGCUGGGAUGCCCGGUGCUGGUCUCGGCCAAUUGCUCGAGUCCAAGCAGAUCAGCAAGAUGAUCGCCUCGUUUAUCGGCGAGAACAAGGUGUUCGAGAAGAUGUAUCUUAGUGGCGACCUGGCGCUGGAACUCACUCCCCAGGGCAGCAUUGCUGAAAAGUGUGCUGCCGGCGCUGCUGGCGUCCCGGCUUUCUACACUCCCGCGGCUUAUGGAACGAUCGUGCAAACCGGUGAACUCCCCGUUCGAUACAACAAGGAUGGCUCCGUGGCGGAAAAAUCCACGCCCAAGGAGACCCGCACGUUCAAGGGCAAGGAAUACGUUUUGGAAGAAUCGAUUUUCGGUGACUACGCUCUGGUCAAGGUCCACAAGGCCGACAAGCUGGGUAACUGCCAGUUCCGAAAGGCCAUGAACAACUUCAACGAGGCUAUGGCCAAGAACGCCAAGGUGACUCUGGUCGAGGCCGACCAGGUCGUCGAGGUUGGCGAGCUUGCCCCCGAGGAUGUGCACUUGCAGGGCAUCUACGUCGAUGCCGUGAUCCAGAGCACCGGUGAAAAGCAAAUCGAGAAGUUGACCUUUGCCAAAGACCCGAGUGAAAUGCUCCAGGCUGGAUCCGGUGAUGUCGCCAUUCGUCGGGAGCGCAUUGUCAAGCGUGCUGCCAAGGAGUUCAAGGACGGCAUGUAUGUCAACCUCGGUAUCGGAAUGCCCCUCAUCGCCCCGUCCUACCUGCCUGAGGGGGUCGAGGUAGUGCUGCAGUCGGAGAACGGAAUCCUGGGCCUGGGUGGCUACCCCAAGCCCGGUGAAGAGGACCCGGAUCUUAUCAACCCAGGCAAGGAGACUGUCACCCUGGGCCGCGGCGCUUCGCUGUUCGGAUCGCACGAGAGCUUCGGUAUGAUCCGCGCUGGUAAGAUCGAUCUGACCAUGCUGGGUGCUCUGCAAGUGAGCCAGUACGGAGACUUGGCCAACUUCAUGCUUCCCGGCAAGGUCAAGGGUAUUGGCGGUGCCAUGGACCUAGUCGCCAACCCGGAGAAGACCAAGGUUGUUGUGACGAUGGAACAUGUCGACAAGAAGGGCAAUUCCAAGAUCCUAGCCGACUGCACCUUCCCCCUCACAGGCCCCCGGUGCGUGUGGAAGAUCAUCACUGACCUGGCCGUGUUCGACGUUAGCCCGGCCGAGGGCCUGACCCUGACUGAGUUCGCCGAGGGCAUCUCAGUGGACGAGAUCCGCAGCAAGACCGCGGCUCCGUUCAAGGUCGCCGACGACCUGAAGCCCAUGCUGUAA
Penicillium alfredii is the source of this 1521-nucleotide messenger RNA. Its product is annotated as 3-oxoacid CoA-transferase. The record is from RefSeq and is a predicted model, not a curated record. Bases 1 to 1521 code for a protein of 506 amino acids. Gene Ontology annotation, biological process: ketone body catabolic process. NCBI's taxonomy places the organism in Eukaryota, Fungi, Ascomycota, Eurotiomycetes, Eurotiales, Aspergillaceae. Gene Ontology annotation, molecular function: succinyl-CoA:3-oxo-acid CoA-transferase activity. The transcript has 7 exons.